Messenger RNA from Maudiozyma barnettii, 1029 nucleotides. RefSeq lists its product as uncharacterized. Lineage: Eukaryota; Fungi; Ascomycota; Saccharomycetes; Saccharomycetales; Saccharomycetaceae. The transcript has a single exon. The coding region runs from base 1 to 1029 and encodes 342 amino acids. The record is from RefSeq and is a predicted model, not a curated record.
AUGGUUGCAAGAAGUAAUACAUACAGUGUUAGAAGACCUAACCCUGCUGCUAAUAAUAAUAAUAAUAAUAAUAGUAAUAUGAUGAUGACGAUGGAUGAUCCGUUCUCACUGCAAUAUAACAACACAAACAACAUGAACAUGAAGAGAAACGCAAGCGUGCGUCGUACUAGAAGUAUCAAUGCUCAUAUCUACACUUCAAGUAAUGAUCAGUCCACAAGAUCAAUGUCGAUAGGUUCCUCUCCUUACGAUUUUGCUAAUAGUUUGGCAACACAUAAUAAAGGUAUGAAACCAUUAUUAAAUAAUAACCAAAUUAUGUCGCCUUAUCAAGUACAGAGACAAAAAAUGCAAAAAGCAUUUGUCUUUAAUAAUGGUGAAAUCUUUACUCCAAAGGCAACUCCGGUCUUCUCUGCUCCUCCUAUUACUACUACCACUACUACUACUACUUCGACUUCGACUUCGACUUCGUCUCCUAAGAAGUCGCGGGGAAAAAUAUCUGGCUUCUUUAAAGGCUUGGUUAGAAAUAAAUCCAUCUCAAGAGAGUCGCAAAGGAGUAAGCCUCCUGGUACUAGUACUCCCAUUUCUUCAGCUUGUGUACCAAUACCCAUCGUGACGGUAACCGUACCAACAACGACUCCUUCGCCAUUCACUACUAAUACAGAUGCUAACAUUUUACAAAGGCUAGAAAAACAAUGGGAUACUGUCCAUUUGAAUACAUCCUUUAAUAAUUCUAUAUCAACUCCAACUUUACAUUCGACCUCCUUUGGCUCGUCUUUAUCAAUCUCUUUAAAUGACUCCUUGGAUGACACUCAUUCAACGAUGGAUCAUGUAAGGUUUGCGUCAGAGAUAUACGUAGAUGAAACUUAUAGUGGGCUGGAUUAUGAAAGAGCAGAUCCAGAAGAUGAUGGCAAGGGCGACUCGGGCGUAUCUAAUUUUAAUAAUAAUUCAAUUAAAUUGGAAGUGAAUCAUUACAAAAGAAAUGAAAUGUUUGUUCAUCCAGAUAGCAGACGUAAUACUCAUUUCUUUAGAUAA